CAAAAUUAUAAAUACUACUUCAAGCCGUUGGUGGACGUUUCUCGAACAGAGAUCUGAGUUUCAGUGCAAGAGUUUUUCAAACGCCGAUCACAAUGGUGCAUCUCAAGGUCAGUGUCUUGAUCUUGUUCCUUGCAACCUUGGAGCACAGCCUGAGCUCCCCCGGCCACCACGUCCACCACCGCAUCCACGUCCCCACCAAAAUCAAAACCGUCUACCACACGAAAAUCAUCAAAAUCCCCGAACACCACCACUACUUCCACGAAAAGGAGAAACCGCACUUGGUCAAAGUGCCCGAACACCACCACUACUUCCACGAGAAGGAGAAGGAAAAGCCCUUGGACUUGCACAGCUACCACCCCAAAGACGACGAUCUCGACCUGCAGAACGACUGGGAGAGCGACAACAAAAACUACGAUUUUGAGGAAGGGCACAACAUUUUCAAAAAGCACGCACCGGCGCACCAUUACAAGAAGAGGAGGCCCAAGCACAAACAUUAGUUUUUUGAGUAGGUUUAGGUAGUGGAGUGGCCCAGGCAACCAGUUUUACCGACAGUUGUGCGUGAAAGUCGGCUGUUUUUUUCUUGUUUAUGGCCAGGUCUGCAAGAUGUUGCUGGAAAGUUGCAUAAAAGAGGAAAUGCAGACGAUUUUAUGGUUGGAAAUGGUUCGCUUUCACUGGCGCCUGGACUCGCUCAAACUUGACUGAAGUAGCUUGUAUCGACUUGUUGAGUAAUUCUAAACUUGUUUUUUGUUUUGUUAUUUUGUUUAUUGUUCCAGAAUGUACAAUAAGUAAAUUUUCUAUUUUUCCAUUG
Molecule: messenger RNA, 808 nt
Organism: Tribolium castaneum (red flour beetle)
Lineage: Eukaryota; Metazoa; Arthropoda; Insecta; Coleoptera; Tenebrionidae
Product: histidine-rich glycoprotein
Exons: 3
Coding region: 93-497 (134 amino acids)
Source: RefSeq, a predicted model, not a curated record